Messenger RNA from Peromyscus californicus insignis, 5182 nucleotides. RefSeq names its product ubiquitin specific peptidase 42 (gene Usp42). Lineage: Eukaryota; Metazoa; Chordata; Mammalia; Rodentia; Cricetidae. Gene Ontology annotation, molecular function: cysteine-type deubiquitinase activity; cysteine-type endopeptidase activity. Gene Ontology annotation, cellular component: nucleus; cytosol. The record is from RefSeq and is a predicted model, not a curated record. The transcript has 18 exons. Gene Ontology annotation, biological process: protein deubiquitination; regulation of apoptotic process. Bases 130 to 4110 code for a protein of 1326 amino acids.
GCGGUGCCCGGAUGGAGGCACGUCAUUGUCCCCCGCCGGGCGGCUGGGCUGUGUGCGGCGGCGGCGGCGGCGGCGGCGGCGGCGGCCGAGGGGGAUGGAGCGAGUGCCGAGCCGGGUCAGGGUUGAAAAAUGACCAUAGUUGACAAAACGGAACCUUCAGACCCAUCAUCCUGUCAGAACCAGCCUGGCAGUUCUGAGGCGGUCUCACCUGAAGACAUGGACACAGGCUCUGGCACCUGGGGUGCCGUGUCUUCAAUAAGUGAUGUUUCAAAUCAUACACUUUCAUUAGGGCCAGUGCCUGGUGCUGUAGUUUAUUCUAAUUCAUCUGUACCCGAUAAAUCAAAACCAUCGCCACCAAAGGACCAAGUCCUAGGUGAUGGCAUUGCUCCUCCUCAAAAGGUUCUAUUUCCAUCUGAAAAGAUUUGUCUUAAGUGGCAGCAAACUCAUCGAGUUGGCGCUGGGCUCCAGAAUUUGGGCAAUACCUGUUUUGCCAAUGCUGCAUUGCAGUGUCUGACCUACACACCACCCCUCGCCAAUUACAUGUUAUCCCAUGAACACUCCAAGACAUGCCACGCAGAAGGAUUUUGUAUGAUGUGCAUAAUGCAAACACAUAUUACCCAGGCACUCAGCAACCCUGGGGACGUUAUCAAGCCCAUGUUCGUCAUCAAUGAAAUGCGGCGUAUAGCUAGACACUUCCGUUUUGGAAACCAAGAAGACGCCCAUGAAUUUCUUCAGUACACAGUUGAUGCCAUGCAGAAAGCCUGUUUAAAUGGCAGCAACAAAUUAGACAGACACACCCAAGCUACCACCCUGGUCUGCCAGAUAUUUGGAGGCUACCUAAGAUCUCGAGUUAAAUGUUUAAAUUGCAAGGGUGUUUCAGAUACCUUUGAUCCAUAUCUGGACAUAACGUUGGAGAUUAAGGCUGCUCAGAGUGUUACCAAGGCAUUAGAGCAGUUUGUGAAGCCGGAACAACUGGAUGGAGAAAACUCCUACAAAUGCAGCAAGUGCAAAAAAAUGGUUCCAGCUUCAAAGAGAUUCACCAUCCAUAGGUCCUCUAAUGUUCUCACCAUUUCACUGAAGCGCUUUGCCAACUUCACUGGUGGAAAAAUUGCUAAGGAUGUGAAAUAUCCUGAGUACCUUGAUAUUCGGCCCUAUAUGUCUCAGCCCAAUGGGGAACCAAUUAUUUAUGUUUUGUAUGCUGUGCUGGUACACACUGGUUUUAACUGUCAUGCUGGCCACUACUUUUGCUACAUAAAGGCUAGCAAUGGCCUCUGGUAUCAGAUGAAUGAUUCCAUCGUGUCCACCAGUGAUAUUAGGUCGGUGCUUAACCAGCAAGCUUACGUGCUCUUCUAUAUCAGGUCACAUGAUGUGAAAAAUGGAGGGGAACCCACUCAUCCUACCCAUAGUCCUGGCCAGUCCUCUCCCCGCCCAGGAAUCAGUCAGCGGGUCGUCAACAACAAGCAGGCAGCCCCAGGGUUUAUUGGACCCCAGCUGCCUUCCCAUGUCAUGAAGAAUGCACCACACUUGAAUGGCACCACACCAGUGAAAGACACACCAAGUAGUUCCAUGUCAAGCCCUAAUGGAAACACCAGCGUCAGCAGGGCCAGUCCUGUUAAUGCUUCGACUUCUGUGCAAAGCUGGUCUGUCAGCAGGCCCUCAGUUAUUCCAGAGCACCCCAAGAAACAAAAAAUUACCAUCAGUAUUCACAACAAGUUGCCUGUUCGCCAGGGUCAGGCACAGCUGAAUAACAACCUCCAUGGCCCUUCUCUGGAGGCCCCUAGCAAGGCGGCACCUUCCUCCACCGUCACUAACUCCUCUGCAAUACAGUCUACCUCGAACGCACCCGUGACAUCAGUCUCUAAUAAAGUAGCAAAAUCAGUUUCCCCUAGUGAAUCCUGUUCUAAGCCCAUGGUGAACGGCAAGGCUAAGGUGAGCUCCAGCGUGCUGGUCCCCUACGGGGCUGAGUCCUCAGAAGAGUCUGAUGAGGAGUCAAAGGGCCUGGCCAAGGAGAAUGGUGUAGAUAUGAUGGCCAGCACUCCCUGUGCCAGGCCAGAAGCUGAAGAUGAGAACGGUGAGGCUUCGCCUCAGGAGCUUCAAGAAUCUGUCACGUUAAAUGGUGCUAAUAGCCCAGACAGCGACCUGAGAGAAAACGGCCUGGCCUUUGACAGUACCAGCUGCCAGGUCCAGCCCGAUCUACACACAGAAAACCUCUUUUCCAAACUUAAUGGUCUUCCUGGAAAGGUGACCCCUGCUCCUUUACAGUCUGUUCCCGAAGACAGAAUCCUCGAGACCUUCAAGCUUACUAACCAGGCAAAGGGCCCAUUGGGUGAAGAGAGUUGGACUACAACAAGGGAAGGCCCCCCGAAGGACCCUGUUUCACAGCUGGAGCCCAUCAGUGAUGAGACUGGUCCCUUUGAGACACCGGAGGCCGUCACCAAUGGGAGCGUGAAGACCCCUACGACCAUGUCACCCCUGGAACCUACCAUCAACUGUACCAAAGAAGACUCCUCGAUUGUUGUUUCAGCUAGCCCUGUGGAGGCUCCGCCCUCCAUCACCGCUCUUUGUAACACCACCGGUACUACCUUGGGGGAUGCUCCAGCGCCCGAAUCGUGUGACCCUGAUGACUUGACUACCAGCCCGAGCCAGCCAACCCAAGCAGUGAGAGGGGAGAGAGCCGAGAACUCGCAGGACCCCACCACGGCUGAAGCAGGGGAGAGGCUGAGCCCGGCUCCCUCAGUGCUCACAGGUGAUGGGUGUGAGCAGAAACUCUUCCUUUACCUCAGCACAGAGGGAUCCGAGGAAGCGGAAGACUCUUCCAGAAGCUCAGGGAUCUCUGCAGACACAGUGCCCCCUCAGCCUGACAGGACCACCAGCUCUUGUGAAGGGGCUGCCGAGCAGGUGACUGGGGACAGAGGUGAUGGAAGCAAGGUGGGACCCAAAGUUCAAGAGCCUUCCCCAGCUAAGGAAAAGAUGAGCAGCCUCCGGAAAGUGGAUCGAGGACAUUAUCGAAGCCGGAGAGAGCGUUCUUCUAGUGGGGAGCAUGUGAGGGACGGCAGGGCCCGGACAGAGGACCACCACCAUAAGAAGCGGCGCUGCUACAGCCGAGAGCGGCCCAAGCAGGAGCGCCACCCUGCUAAUACAUACUGCAAUGGGGGCCAGCACCUGGGCCAUGGUGACAGAGCCAGCCCUGAGCGCCGCUCCCUGAGCAGAUACAGCCACCAUCACUCACGGGUUAGGAAUGGCCCAGAGCAGGACUGGAGCCGGUACCACCAUUUGGAAAACGAGCGUGCCUGGGUCAGGGAGAGAUUCUACCCAGACAAGAUGCGGUGGGACAAAUGCAGGUAUUACCACGACAGGUACACCCCGUACACGGCCCGAGAGUGGCGGCCUCUGCAUGGUCGUGAACAUGAACACACUGCCCAGCCUGGGCGUCCACACAAAGACAGCUACUGGGGCCGUAAGGGCUGGGAGCCGCAACCCCGGGGGAAGGAACGGCCCCACUUCCACAACCCACGAGAAGCCCCUGGCCUUGCCCUGCCCCUCGAGAGGCAUCCCCAGGAGAAGGCUGUUCUGGAUGUGCAGGAAAGCAGCCACAGCCUCCCUGAGCGCUUUCAUGAACACGAAAGUGUCAAGUCGAGGAAACGGAGGUAUGAGACUUUAGAAAAUGUUGAUAGCCGCCUAGAAAAAAAAGCCCACAAAAAUCUAGAGAAGGACACUUUAGAAGAGCCAAGGGCGAAGAAGCACAAAAAAUCUAAAAAGAAAAAGAAGUCCAAAGAUAAACAUCGGGAUCGAGACGGCAGGCACCAGCAAGAAUCCGACUUGUCGGGAGCAUACUCUGACACUGACCUCCAUAGACACCGGAAGAAAAAGAAGAAAAAGAAAAGACAUUCGAGGAAGUCAGAGGACUUUAUGAAAGAUGUUGAGAUGCAUUUACCGAAGUCCUCAAGCUAUGAGGCUGUCGGCCAUUUCCGGAGAACGGAGGGCACCUUUCUGCUGGCUGAUGGCCUGCCUCUGGAAGACAGUGGCUCUCUCCGGGAGAAAACCAAGCAUUUAAGGAUGGAAAGCCGGCCUGACAGAUGUCAUCUGUUAGAGUAUGGCCAGGGUGAUUAAAGCCUUGGCCUCAUAACAAAAAAAAAAAAAAAAAAAAAAUUACGAUUCAACAUUUUCAACAGAAGCCAUCCCCAACCCAGCUUAAAUUAUAAACAUAGAAAGUAACUUUGUCCAAACUGCGUGGUGCUUCUUUAGUAAAUACUGUACAGACUUUACCAUGGACAACUUUUUUUUUUAAGGUUUUUUUUUUGGGUUUUUUUUUUUUUUUUUUUUUUUUUGGUUUUUACCUUUUCUUAAUUGCCCUUAUUCCAAACGGAUACUUUGUACACUGCUGAACAUUGUAAAUUACCGUGUACAUAAAAACCACACUGAAAAUAAUGCCCUGGAAUAGACCAUCUCAGAUGCUGCUUAACUACAGACUCAGGUUGACUACUUGUAUUUCAUGUAAUGUUCCUCCAAGCUAGACAUCUGGUGCACAGCCAGCUGGGAACCAUGGACUUCAAAAGGACAAACCCACAGUGCGUCUAUUUAAUUUAAAGACCCAAGCUCUCAACUAGACCUUCGAGGGCUUCCUCUGCAAUGUCUGAUACUAGAAACUAAUUUGCUUCACAUUUUAGUUGUAUUCAAGAGUUGAAGAUGUAUUUUAUAGACAAGUUCUGUUUUUGAACUUUGUGGAACUAUUCCAAUCAAUUUACCAGUUAUGAUGAGUAUUUGCAUUAUGAAUGUAUAAUCCAGACAUUAUUUGUAAAGCCUACAGUAUGUUUUUAUUACCUAACACUUUUUAUACUGUGUCUCGUCUCGACAAUAUGAUAUUGGAGUCUGAGUCGUCAGCUUGAUCCCUUCAAGUUUCUAGUUACAGACAAAAAUCAUACUGUGAUUUUAUUUUUAAUAUGGAUAUGCUAUCAAACUGUGAUACACUUAUAAUUCACUGGUCCUGCAUCAGGAGACGGGAGUGGGGAAAAGACUGUAUUUAAUACAGUGUGUAUCUGAAUAAUCUGUAUGGUUUAUACAGUUUGUGUUGUUCAGAGAUGUCUAAAGUUGAUCUUUGUUUUUUUAAGAUUAAAAAAGCACUUGCCCCACUGUAUAUAUGGCAUGUAAAAUUUAUAUAGUAUAUAAAUGGCAGCAAAUUCAA